Messenger RNA from Pseudophryne corroboree (corroboree frog), 1085 nucleotides. RefSeq names its product proteasome activator subunit 3 interacting protein 1 (gene PSME3IP1). The record is from RefSeq and is a predicted model, not a curated record. The transcript is spliced from 7 exons. NCBI's taxonomy places the organism in Eukaryota, Metazoa, Chordata, Amphibia, Anura, Myobatrachidae. Bases 132 to 887 code for a protein of 251 amino acids. Gene Ontology annotation, cellular component: nucleus.
ACUGCUCUCUGAUGGGUUUUCAGCGUGCAGUAAGCGACCCUCUGGUUGGCUAAGUGUGCUGUCGGGUUUAGAGGAGGCUGUGUGUUGGAGGAGUAACUGAGAGCUGGCCAGAGAGACAUAGGUGUACAAAAAUGGACGGGCACGAAGGGGAUCUGGUUAUAAACAAAAAGUUUGUAACAGAAUCUGAAUUGGAGGAAAAAAGGAAGAUAAGGCAGGAAGAAUGGGAAAAAGUGCGGAAACCAGAGGACCCAGAAGAGUGUCCAGAGGAAGUGUAUGACCCUCGAUCCCUAUAUGAAAAACUUCAGGAGCAGAAAGAUAAGAAACAGCAGGAUUAUGAAGAACAGUUUAAAUUCAAAAAUAUGGUGCGCGGCUUAGAUGAAGAUGAAACAAAGUUUCUGGAUGAAGUUUCAAGGAAACAGGAGUUGCUGGAAAAGCAAAGGAGAGACGAAGAACUGAAAGAGUUAAAUGAAUUUAGAAAUGCCCGUACAGUAGCAGCCUCGUCCACGGAACACAAGCGGGAGGCCGAGAAGAAGGCUGCGGUGAAACCCGCCGACGGCAAAAAUAAGUUUUCUCAGUCAAAGUUGCUAGCUGGAGCCGUGCGGCACAGGAGUAUUUCCGAAAGGCCUGGUGCAAAGAAACUGAAACUUGAACAGGAUCAUGACAAGUUAAAAGAGAGCCAUUCUAGCUCCAUCGGAAGUAGCUCGAUCACCAGUUCUCAGCUUCAUUGUCCCCCGGCGUCCAUCUGCAUCGGGAUCUUACCCGGCCUGGGAGCCUACUCAGGGAGCAGUGACUCCGAGUCCAGCUCAGACAGCGAAGCCACAAUAAACAACAUGGGAAAGAUUGUCUCCUCUGUCUUCCGCUCAGGCACUUUCCUGGACGCCCCUUAGUCUGCAACCAGAGACCACAGAACAUUUACUGAUCAAUAAACACAGAAGUGGAAUCGCGUGUACGUAGAACAUGGACCCAACCUCGGAACACAAACUUCAGAGUAUUUUGUUUUAUUACCCAUGUUAACAAAUACCUUUUUUGUGCAGUGUAUUUUUAAGCUUGAAUGCUUAUUAAAGCAAUCAAACUUGGUAAUCCAA